CUCCCAAUCCAAGCCAUGGAGUCGCCGCCUCUCAAGCUCAGCGUCGGCCGAGGUGAGGACAGGAUCAGCACGCUCCCCGACGAACUCCUCCUCCGAAUCCUCGAACGCCUCGACCUGCCCGAGGCGGUCCGCGCCGGCGCAGUGUCCACGCGGUGGCGCCACCUCCCUCACCAGCUCUCGGUCCUGAUGCUCGGCAUCCACGACAUGCCGGUCGAGAACAUGGACGCGUUCACGGGCGCUUUGAUGUCUGUGUGUCCCCCGGCUGACCGGAACUGCGAAUGCCAGCGCAGCCGUGCCAUCAAGGCGCUCGUCCUCGGCUUCUACCUAUCGGCCCUUCAUCUGAGCUCCAUCGGCAGCGCAGUCCAAGACGUCAUCAGCCGUGGCAAGACCAGAUGCCUCGUCUUUCAAAUAUCCCCGCCGCCUGUGGACAACAACACUGCUCAGCAGCCGCAGCUCGCUGAGUUGGGGCAGCAAUUCAUGUCCUUCUCCCGCGCCUACCAGGUCGCCUUCCGGUGGCUCACCAGGCUACACCUCAGGAGCUUUGCGUUCGGUGACUCUGACAUCACCGACCUCAUCACCGCUUGCGAUAAGCUCAAGCAUCUCAACAUGAGGUCCUGCAGACUGGUUGAUCGGCGCUCUGCGCUAAAGAUUGACACACCAUAUUCUGGGCUCCAGGAGCUCGAGUUUACACACUUUGGGUGCAAGAGGAUCGAGCUCAUAUCCGUCCCCAAGCUCAGGACAAUGCUGUGCCAUUCUUGGCGCUCCAAGAACCCUCCAGUUCGCUUCGGCUACGUUCCAGAGCUUUGCAAAGUCAGCCUCACUCGUGAGGCCAAGGUGUGGCAGGCACCAUUCCUGCUGAGCGAGUGCUUGUCAAGGAGUGCAACGAACCUGUCGAAACUCCAUCUCAAUUUUUGCCACCAAAUGAUAUGGAUUAAUCCGGAACAUCCGAAGCAGCUCACGGCUAUAUUCAGAAAUCUAGCCGAUGUGUCCCUUUCUGGCAUCUUCCCUGAGUGUGAUCUGAGCUGGACCCUAUUUAUCCUUGAAGCUGCACCUGCCCUGCAGAAGUUUACAUUAUCUCGAGCUCAACUAUGUGCCAAAACGGCCGUGGACAGUGCCAAGAAGACCAACGUGGUGUGGGGACCAUCCAAGGAUUUCAAGCACUUGAACUUGAAGAAGCUGGCAUUUCAAGGGUUCGAGGAGGAAGACAAGGUGACAAGCUAUAUAAGGCUAGUCAUGGAGCGAGCUGUGGGGUUGAAAAGAAUUGUGCUGCUUGGUGAACUCCCAUGCCAGGACUGCAACGACUGUAAAAGAAAAUGCAUGGUUGGUGAACUCCCAUCCAAGGACUGCAAGGACUGUAAAAGAAAAUGCAAGGUGGAUAAAGCUAGGAGGCAUCGGGUUAAGGAGCAACUCGCCCAUGGAUCCUGCUCAUCUGUGGAGAUAAUAAUCUGCACUCUGAAAUGCCAUCAAUGA
Triticum urartu is the source of this 1470-nucleotide messenger RNA. RefSeq names its product putative F-box/FBD/LRR-repeat protein At3g49030. Gene Ontology annotation, molecular function: protein binding. The record is from RefSeq and is a predicted model, not a curated record. NCBI's taxonomy places the organism in Eukaryota, Viridiplantae, Streptophyta, Magnoliopsida, Poales, Poaceae.